Molecule: messenger RNA, 648 nt
Organism: Letharia columbiana
Lineage: Eukaryota; Fungi; Ascomycota; Lecanoromycetes; Lecanorales; Parmeliaceae
Exons: 2
Coding region: 1-648 (215 amino acids)
Source: RefSeq, a predicted model, not a curated record
AUGGCUCCAGCAACAGAACUCGCCACGUUUCCCAUUGCAAGCGGUGCAGCAGUAGAAGAUCCCAACUCUUCAGCCGGAAAGGUAUGGCAGUCAACGUUAGACACCGUUUCGCAACAGGACGGCUUUCAAAGAUUGUACUGGGGCCGAGAGGUCGAGAACCAGAGCGUGAUUCAACUCUUCAUUGAUUGGGACUCCUUCGACGCCCACAAAAACUUCAUGGCUUCCCCUACCUACGGCCCCUUCGCCAAGCAUCUCAUGACCAUCGUCGACGGGCCCUUGUCCAUGUAUCACGCAAACUUCACCCCUCACCCUCCCACCGCCGCCGUCGGCACCGCCUCCCCCGUCACCGAGGUCCUGACCUGCUACUUUGAAAAAGAGGACGACGGUUUCGAAUCAAAGGUGCACCAGCUCAUCAAAGUGAUUUCGGAGAACGCCGAGGGUUUCAAGGCCGCAUCAGGAGGGUGGGUGAUUGAGGACGUGGAAUACGAGGGGAAGAAGGGGAAGGCGUAUGUGGGGGUGCUGGGAUGGGAGAGCGUGGAGGCGCACAUGUCUUUUAGGGAGACGCAGGCGUUUAAGGAUAACAUACAUUUGCUUAGGGGAGACCCGUUGGGAUUGGAGGUGCAUCAUACGAAAUUUGCGGAAAAUUAG